GUUGGCAUGCCGGAUGAAUAGGAUAAUUUACUCGGGUUUCUUCUAUAUAUUAAAGAAAAAAAAAACAACAAUUUCUGUUAUUUGAGCUAUGGUAAAUAAUGAAAUUUGUAAUAUUCUUCGAACAAAUCAUUUUUCAGGACUAUUUAUUUCGGUCUCGGAAUGCAAACUUUGGCCUUCACUAAUCAUAUGAUCGCUUUACAACAGACGACAAAAGGGCCAUGCAAGAAUGUCGGAUUUUUUCCAGUUUCUUAAAGAUCACAUCUAUAUCCCGAUUCUGGUUGGAUUAUUUGUCCUGUCCCUGAUACUCCUUCUGAUCUGGUGGUGCUGUAGAAACAGGAAUAGGUACUUAUAUCAGCCACUGAACACCCAUGAUGUGGCUCUGUAUGACCGGAUGUACAACAACCAGAAACAAACAGAAGAAAAAGUUCAAGACACAGCCUGGAUGAAUGCUCAGUACUACCUACGAUCUCAUUCACAGUUCAACAAACUUGAACAGCUUAAUCAACUAGGAAGCAGAUCUGAGAAACAAUGGUUUCGUGUCAGCGAUCAGAGAAGAAAGUCCGAGUGUGUCCUGAACACGCUUCCACGCCCGGAUAAAUAUCUUCUGGAAUUUGACAUAAAAACCAGAAAAGUGUUGAAAGAGCUGUUUAACCUUUUGAGGCAUCCAUACAUAUUUCCUAUGAUAGAGUUUGACUUUGUGAUCGAUCAGAAUUUUGUGGUUAUUAUUCAGCCUGUUUGUAACAAAGGAUCACUCAAGGAUGUCAUAUAUCAGAGUCGUUACUACACAUCCUGGCAUGAUAAAUACAAAGUACGAAGUCGCGGUCUAGGUAUACAACAGGUAGCAGUGUACGGAAAACAAAUUUUACAGGGUCUAUUAUACAUGGAAGAGAAGGAGUUACCUCCCCAUGGGCAUCUUCACAAUGGAAACAUUAUGUUUGAUAAUGGGGUCUGCAGAAUAACAGGGUAUGAGAACAGUUUCCUUGGUUUGAAGUCCAAACUUUCCAUAAUGGCAAGGAAGAAACUAAAGGAACAACCAGAGGCGAUUGAUGUCCUUUCCUUUGGUCAUGUGUUUUACGAGAUGUGUACAGGGUCAGAGCUUGACUCCGCCCACCCAGAGCCUCGACAUCUCAGUGUCAUCAACAACGCAGAAAUUGUAUCGGUGCUGAAUUUUAUCUUUGGAGUGGACACAGGGGGCAGAUACCCUUCAUUGAAAAUGAUAUUGGAGCUGAGCUUCUUCAAAGCAGUGAAGUUAAUGGAGAUAGAUAAAUUUAAUCCUGCAAAGAUUCAUUUAUCUAAAGAAAUGAAGAAAGCAAUCAAAGCUGUCAGCUCUGGAAAGAAGAUAAAGAAAUUGAAGAGGACAACCUCCUCAGUCAGAAUGGAGAGAACAGAUUCCAAAACCAUGCUUCACAGUGGAGGAUCUAGACCUCCCUCACCCCCUCCCCCUGGUGGCCCCCCUGUGGGGGUCCCUCCACCACCACCCCCACCUCCUCCACCCACCAGCCCUGGAGGACCACCACCACCUCCCCCUCCUCAAGCCCCGGUACCUCCACCACCACCCCCAGCAUCAUCAGGAGGGUCAGCUGGGAGGGCUGCCUUGCUCGGUGAUAUAAGGUCGGGGACUAAGCUAAAGAAAACUGUAACUAAUGACAGAAGUGCCCCGAAGUUGUGAAGAAACAGCAUUGAUCACAGCCAUGGUGACUCAAAACGAAGGGAAAUUACUGAUGUCUACAUUCAACUGCUUGAUAGUCUUUAAACAGUAUUUUUUCUGUAUUGUGUAUUUUGAAUAUUGAUGGGUAUUCUAUUCAACAUCAUAAUUUAAACAACACAAGAAUUUCCAAUUGAUAGAGGUUUAUGACUCUGUUUUCUGCAAUAUUUUAACAAUACUCCUAUGUGAACAUUACCAGUAUUGGCUUUACUCUUUGUGAUAUUAUUUUAAACCUGUAUAAUAUUAACUGAAGUAUUUUAUCAAAUUUAACUGAAUCAUAUACUCAGGUGUUUAGUUGGUGUAUAAUUUAUAAAU
Molecule: messenger RNA, 2020 nt
Organism: Saccostrea echinata
Lineage: Eukaryota; Metazoa; Mollusca; Bivalvia; Ostreida; Ostreidae
Product: probable inactive serine/threonine-protein kinase slob2
Exons: 14
Coding region: 227-1669 (480 amino acids)
Biological process (GO): protein phosphorylation
Molecular function (GO): ATP binding; actin binding; protein kinase activity
Source: RefSeq, a predicted model, not a curated record